Molecule: messenger RNA, 1329 nt
Organism: Nicotiana attenuata
Lineage: Eukaryota; Viridiplantae; Streptophyta; Magnoliopsida; Solanales; Solanaceae
Product: probable xyloglucan endotransglucosylase/hydrolase protein 23
Exons: 3
Coding region: 111-974 (287 amino acids)
Biological process (GO): cell wall biogenesis; xyloglucan metabolic process
Cellular component (GO): cell wall; apoplast
Molecular function (GO): hydrolase activity, hydrolyzing O-glycosyl compounds; xyloglucan:xyloglucosyl transferase activity
Source: RefSeq, a predicted model, not a curated record
UCCAUGCACUUCAAACACAAAAUACCCUUCAGAUAACUCUUUCAUUUGAACCAUAUUAUUCACUAUCCACUGUCUUUUAAACUGUAAAGUAAAGUCAAUCAAACACCAUAAUGAAAACUUCAGUUAGUUCUAUAAUUUCUUUCUUGUUUCUGAGUUUCUUGCUGGUGGUGGUGGCUGCUUUGGCUGGAGAUUUCAACCAAGAAUUUGAUGUUACAUGGGGUGAUGGCAGGGUAAAAAUACUUGAAAACGGGCAGCUUCUCACCCUUUCCCUUGACAAAACUUCAGGCUCUGGAUUUAGGUCAAAAAGACAGUAUAUAUUUGGAAAGAUUGACAUGAAAAUCAAACUUGUUCCUGGCAAUUCUGCAGGCACUGUUACUACAUACUAUUUAUCUUCACUGGGACCGACUCAUGACGAGAUUGACUUUGAGUUUCUUGGCAACCUAAGUGGAGACCCUUAUAUUCUUCAUACAAAUGUGUUCACACAAGGCAUAGGAGACAGAGAGCAACAGUUUUAUCUUUGGUUCGACCCAACUAAGGAUUUUCACACCUACUCUAUUCUUUGGAAUCCUCGAAGCAUCAUAUUUUCAGUAGAUGGGACACCAAUAAGACAAUUCAGGAAUCUUGAAGCUUCAAGGGGAAUUCCUUAUCCAAAAAAUCAACCAAUGUGGAUAUACUCAAGCUUAUGGGAUGCUGAAGAUUGGGCAACAAGAGGAGGACUUGUCAAAACUGAUUGGAGCCAAGCCCCUUUCAUUGCUUCUUACAGAAAUUUUAAUGCCCAAGCAUGUAUUUGGUCUUCUGGUUCUACUUCUUCUUGCUCCAGAAAUUCCACAGCCAAUUCUUGGAUAACUGAAUCAUUGGAUAACUCUGGCCAAGCAAGGAUUAAAUGGGUGCAAAAGAAUUACAUGGUUUAUAACUACUGCACUGAUAUUAAACGUUUCCCUCAAGGAUUUCCCCUUGAAUGCUCUCUAAAUUAAUGCAAGAAAGGAAAAUCAGAAAAAUUAUCGUUUUAAAAAACUUCCUUAGUGCAACUGUAAGAGUCGUUGCCGUGUGAGAUUGAGGUUGCGGGUUCCAACUAUUCAAAUAAUUUCCUGUAGAACUAUAUAAAGUAAGGCCGAGUGCAAUAAAAAUUGUAGUUUGACCAUUCCUAUGCAUUGCACAUAGCAGAAGCUUGGUGUACUAAACUGCUCUUUUAAAAGGUUAUAGCCUUUUUCUGGGUGAGUUUUCUCUUUAUUUUUGUACUGUAAAUAGAUGUAUAGUAUCACCAGAGAGUAAUAUUAUUUGUUUGUAUUUAUUAAUAAGAUAUUAUUUGAUUGUACUUAUUGAUAAAUU